Messenger RNA from Rubroshorea leprosula, 656 nucleotides. The record is from the annotation of a GenBank genome assembly. NCBI's taxonomy places the organism in Eukaryota, Viridiplantae, Streptophyta, Magnoliopsida, Malvales, Dipterocarpaceae.
AAAUUAAGAACAAAUAUUGCCCAGCUAUUAGAAACAUUUUAGAACAAUAAUGGAGGGAAGGAAAUGUGAUGAGUGUCAGAUGAAGAAAACAGAGGAUAAGGAGACAUCCUCACAUCUUCGAUCUGGGUUCCACCAAAACUCAAAUGAGCUUAUUACUUUAUGUGGUGCAGAAGUUGGUGAAACUACAUUAGAAUCCCAACGGAAUGGAGAUGUGCUGCCCCUAGUGGAAUCCCAUCACCGAACUAACAUUCUCAAUCUCGCUAACCAGGGUAACGAUGUAUUGCUUCGCCAACUAAUGGGGGAGCAAGAAAGUGGAAGCAUCGAUAUUGAUCAGAUUGCUGCACAAGGGAUGCAGUGGUGGAAAAGACGUAUGGACAAGAUGAAUCCGGAGGAGUUGCAACGAUUCCAUGCUGUGUUGGGGAUUCUUAAGGAAAGGAUGCAAAGUCAUUUGCAACAACGGCUCAGAAUUAGCGACUCUAAUUCUGAGGCAGCAAGCACCUCUACCUCUAGUACUAGUACUAAUGGUAGAGGUAGGCGCAGACGACGUUGAUUAUAUUUUUCUUUUGUCAUUUUGAAUAAAUUGUUGUAAUUUACUUUCUUUUUAAGUGAUUAAAAAUUUGUAAUUUUUUAUUAUUUAAUAAAAAUAAAAGUUUUUU